AUGGAGGUGAUGAUUCUCUCCGACUGUGAGUCGGAGGGUGAGAGGAUGGUCUCGGCCUCCUCAGACGUAGAAUCCACCCUCUCGGAGGGGAAUUCGCGCGCGGUGUCGCGCUCCGGGUCGGCCAGGGAGGAGGAAUCCUCAAGGGCCCCCAAGCGCGCCGCACCCCCGUCGAACGAAUGUAUGGAGCCCGAAAGGGCUCCAAAGAUUAACACGGCCCGUAGGGGCAGAACUAGAGGCCCCGGGAAGCCCUUCCCCGGUGCGGCGACGGCAGGGAGGGGGCGCUCCAGCUCGUCAGAGUGGAACGCCCUCCAGAAGGAAGCGGACGCCGCCUUCUUCAAGGAGGCCCUGGGCCGGGAUCAGGCCGGGGAGGCUGAACCCGAUGGCACGGCGGGCCUCAUGCGAGAGACCCUGGCCCAGGAGGCACGAGACGGCCUCGCAGCAAUAUUGGCGGAGACCGCCAAGUCCUCUAACCUCAAGGGGACGGUGGUCAAAGCCAUAAAAGAGGCCGUCAGAAAGGUGGAAGGAGCCGUCGAUUUCCUUCACCGUGGAGAGACGGCGACGGAGGCGGCGCGGCGGAUGUCGGAAGACAACCGCCGGAUGAGGGGGCAGCUCGCUGCCCUGGAGACGGAGAUGAAGGCCCUGAGGGGGGCCUACUCCUCUGCCAUGGCCAAGGCCAAGGCACAGGUGGCCCCACCGCCGUGUAGCUCCGCGGAGAUGCACGCGGGAGUGAGGGAGGCCAUCGACGAUCUCAGGCGGGACAUCUUUUCCUCGAUGAGGAAUAUGAUGGACGCCCGCCUGGGGGACAUCGAAAGACGCCUCCCCGCGGAGUACCUACGCCCCCCUCUGGGCGGCAGAACAGGGGCACCCGCCCCCGAGGCGACGCCUGCCGCCAUCGCCGUCGCCGCAGCCGCCCCGAAGUUGCUUCCCUCCGCCGAGGCCUCCAAGUUGACAACGGGCCCUUCCCUGACUGACCAGGCGGAAACGCCUUGGUCACAGGUAGUCGGCCGCAAGGCCAGAAAGGCCAAAACGGCAGCUGCCGCCCCCCAAGCGGCACGGGCCCCCGCCAAGGCGGCCCUUAAGACGGCUCCCAGACCCAGGGCUCUCGCCACCCCGAAAUCAUCGGCGGUGGUGAUCACGCUGAGGCCCGAAGCGGUGGCGGAAAAGGGGGCCACUUACAAGGGGGUCCUAGAGGCGGCGACCGCUGCGGUCGAUUUGGGCAGCCUCGGCAUCCCGCACGUGCGGGUGCGGAACACCCAGACAGGUGCCCGCAUAGUUGAGGUGCCCGGGGCGACAAGCGCCGAGAAGGCCGACACCCUGGCGGCCAAGCUGGAGGAGGUGAUCGGGGGGCUGGCGACAGUAACACGGCCUACCAAAACCGCCGAUCUAAGGGUCACCGGCUUUGACGAGUCGGUGACCCCGGAGAAGAUCCAGGCGGUGGUGGCCGCGAAAGGCCAAUGCCCCCAGUCCGCCGUGAGCGUGGGAGCAGUCAGGCUGGCCCCCAACGGGAGGGGGUCAGCCAUCGUCCGCUGCCCGGUGACGGCAGACCAACGGGUGGCGGCUGCCGGCCGCAUGUUGGUGGGGUGGUCCUCCGCCGUGGUCCAUGUGAUGGAGCCCCUCCCCAUGCGCUGCUUCAGGUGCAUGGGGAUUGGCCACACCAGAGCCCUCUGCCCGUCCAGUGUGGAUAGGAGCGGGGUCUGCUUCAGGUGUGGCCAGGUGGGACACUCGGCCUCCGGGUGCACGGCAACCCCUCGGUGCUCGGUAUGCACCGCGACUCGCCGUCCAGCGGACCACAUAAUGGGGGGGCGAUCUUGCGCUCCCCCUCCCACCAAGGGCAAGCCGGCGGGGACCUCAGGCCCCCCUCCUAUUGAAGGACAAAGUAUGGAGCAGUAA
Messenger RNA from Hyposmocoma kahamanoa, 1890 nucleotides. RefSeq lists its product as uncharacterized. The coding region runs from base 1 to 1890 and encodes 629 amino acids. The transcript has a single exon. The record is from RefSeq and is a predicted model, not a curated record. NCBI's taxonomy places the organism in Eukaryota, Metazoa, Arthropoda, Insecta, Lepidoptera, Cosmopterigidae. Gene Ontology annotation, molecular function: nucleic acid binding; zinc ion binding.